Molecule: messenger RNA, 1737 nt
Organism: Macrobrachium nipponense
Lineage: Eukaryota; Metazoa; Arthropoda; Malacostraca; Decapoda; Palaemonidae
Product: fibronectin type 3 and ankyrin repeat domains protein 1-like
Exons: 10
Coding region: 356-1660 (434 amino acids)
Biological process (GO): regulation of apoptotic process
Cellular component (GO): nucleus
Molecular function (GO): protein binding
Source: RefSeq, a predicted model, not a curated record
GGGAAUUCUUUAAGAACGAACAUUCUGGGAGAAACAUUUUACCGCUAGGAAACCCCGUUGGAAAGAACGUCCACUGCGUGAAACGUUUCUGCAGUUAGCAGUCGACCGGUUUUGAACGUUGAGUUAAAAAAAAAAAAAAAAAAAAAAGGUUGGGAGGAGGAAGGAAAUGGCGGGAAUCGUUUCGGCUCUGUGGGUUUUGUGCGAAUCGUGGUGAAACUUUGGAAGAAUUCACAGGAAGGAACUGACGCAUGUCGGUGGAAAUUUUCCUCCAACGUUCGGAAAUUGUUUCAUGAACUAAGAAUAGAAGGGAAUUUGCUACGCUAAUAGAGGAAAUGUUAUUAUAUCUCCCGAAUCAAUGGGAGGACCUGAGGUCAGGUGCGGGGGAACGGGUCACCACUGGGUCAAGUUGGAAUGGGGUGACCUCAGCCUACAGGAGCCCAGCGCCAGUCUAGAGGAGGCUGGAUCCCAGGAUGACUCGGGUCAGGAGUCCACGAUAGGACCUACUAGUCCUAGAGAUGACGAGGAGGCAGUGAAUGACACCUACGAGAAUUACUUAGAAAUCGCUUAUGCCAAAGAAGUGGAGGACGAUGGGUAUCUCCAAGACGAAGAUGGAAUGGAAGAAGGCCCAUUCGAGGAAGAGAUCGACAGAACAGAGGUGUUCUCCGUUCUUCCUCGCGUCGUGUUCACCGUUGAAAUGUUCAGCGCAAGAACAGGAUGGACACCAAUUUACAAGGGAAGUGGUGGAACCUACACUGUUGAGGGUUUGCAGCCGUCAUCCGAAGUCCAGUUCCGAGUUAGCGUGACGGAACACGAACGUACAUCUCCGUGGACGCUCUUCUCUGUAACAACUAAAGAAUGCCCGGGCAGCGGGAACGACCUCGUAGAAGCUGUCAAAGAGAAUAAUGCCACGGCUGUCAGGGACGUCAUAGCAGAUCUCACGAAAUAUUCGCAGAUCGAGCGCGUAGACGUAGUCGCCGAAGAAGGCCACACGGCUCUGGUGUCCUCUAUCAUGACGGCCUCCCGAGACGCCCUGGCAGUCCUGGUGGAGAAAAGGGCGGGCGUGGCAGCUCCGACGGGAGGCCCCCACUUGACGCCCCUGGUCAUGGCUGCCUACCUCGGCAGGAGCGACUUCGCCCGGAGGUUGAGGGCGGCGGGAGCCACUUGGAAUCAUCCGGACAGGAACGGCUUAACGCCGCUCCAUUACGCCGUGUGCGGAUGCCAGACCGGCCUGGUGACAAUGGCACUGCAAGAGGGGGCUGACCCCAAAAUUCUAGCGGGAGGUCAUCCGAUUCUCUCUCUGGCGGUCAUCUCUGCUUACGUCAGGAAGUCGCCGAGAAUGCGUGGAAUAGCCAAGAAGGAGACCAAUGAGAAGGACGAUUUCGGAAAGAUGAUAGAGACACUGGUCGAAGGAGGAGCUCAGGUCAACCAAGUUGGUUUUGGAGGGAACGCUGCCCUGCACGUUGCAUUGACCCUCCAUCAGGCAAAGUUGGCCAGACUGCUCUAUAGUUUGGGAGGCGACACCAACUUGACGAACGCCCGCGGGUACUCGCCCACGUUCUUAGCCACCUUAUCUGGGCAUGCGCUGGACACGCCCACGCCCAGAGAUGACGAUCACCCGCCCAUGAACGAAUUGGAGGAACUCAUUUACCAGUGUCAGUGACGUCUUCUGAUCUGCCAGGUUCUUCGUCUGUUUUUUUAUGACGUCAUUUAAAGACCUUUUCAGUUGUCAUAUCUAUA